GGUUUUCUUCUAUAUCAGUGUUUGUCUCAGCACAACAGCAGCCUCCUCCUCUUCAAACCUCUAUCUUCUCGGAGCUCAGAACCCUAAUCAUGGCUGUCGGAAAAAACAAGCGUAUUUCCAAGGGAAAGAAAGGAGGAAAGAAGAAAGCAGCGGAUCCGUUUUCAAAGAAGGAUUGGUAUGACAUAAAAGCACCAUCACUAUUUAACACUAGGAAUGUUGGCAAGACCCUUGUUUCUCGUACUCAGGGUACUAAGAUUGCUUCGGAAGGAUUGAAACAUCGUGUUUUUGAGGUGUCUUUGGCUGACCUCCAAAACGACGAGGAUCAUGCUUACAGAAAGAUCCGUCUCAGAGCUGAAGAUGUCCAAGGGAAGAAUGUUUUGACCAAUUUCUGGGGAAUGGACUUUACCACAGAUAAGCUUAGGUCACUUGUGAAGAAAUGGCAGUCUUUGAUUGAGGCACAUGUUGAUGUUAAGACUACGGACAGUUACACAUUGAGAAUGUUCUGCAUUGGUUUCACUAAGAAGCGUGCUAACCAGGUGAAGAGGACUUGUUAUGCUCAAUCCAGCCAAAUCAAACAGAUCCGUCGUAAGAUGAGGGAGAUCAUGGUGACUCAGGCUCAAUCAUGUGAUCUGAAAGAGUUGGUUCAGAAGUUUAUUCCUGAAGCUAUCGGCAGGGAGAUUGAGAAGGCAACAUCCAGCAUCUACCCACUUCAGAACGUGUUCAUCCGCAAAGUCAAGAUCUUGAAGGCACCCAAGUUUGACAUUGGGAAAUUGAUGGAGGUUCAUGGAGAUUAUUCUGAAGAUGUUGGCGUGAAAGUGGACAGGCCGGCUGAUGAGCCGAUGGUUGAAGAAACCGAAGUUAUUGGUGCUUAAAUGUGAGUUUGUUAGUUUGUUUUCACCUUAUCAUUUCCUAAAACAAUAGGUGGUGUUGGUUACAGUAGCGUCAAUAUUUUGUCUUUUAAGUUGAAUAUGCAAUUUUUGUUGUAGACUUUGAGAUGAUAAAGUAUGCUUUGCCAUGGUUUUAAAUCUUA
Erigeron canadensis is the source of this 1030-nucleotide messenger RNA. Its product is annotated as 40S ribosomal protein S3a-like. The transcript has 7 exons. Lineage: Eukaryota; Viridiplantae; Streptophyta; Magnoliopsida; Asterales; Asteraceae. Gene Ontology annotation, molecular function: structural constituent of ribosome. Gene Ontology annotation, cellular component: ribosome; cytosol. Gene Ontology annotation, biological process: translation. Bases 90 to 872 code for a protein of 260 amino acids. The record is from RefSeq and is a predicted model, not a curated record.